Molecule: messenger RNA, 1362 nt
Organism: Durusdinium trenchii
Lineage: Eukaryota; Dinophyceae; Suessiales; Symbiodiniaceae
Source: the annotation of a GenBank genome assembly
GAGUUUUCGCAUUGAAUCUUGAACCCUUUGUGCUGUGACUUUGAGACCUUGAUGUGCACGAUGGCAAAUGCCUCCCGUCGAAGUUCAUAGUCUGUGGAUUGGCGAGAGCUUUCCAGACUGGCUGCCUCACUGCGUGGCAUCAUACAUCCGCACAGGGCAUGUGAUCAAUUGGUGGAUCUACCCUGAGGAAAGGGAGAGAGAUUUCGAGCUACUCCAAUGCAACGAAGUUGGACAGCGCCUUUUGGCUUCUCCUCUUCUGAGAUUGCGCGAUGCUAAUGAGCUGCUUCCCUUGGAGCUUGCCCGGAAGAUGUUCUUCUACGGUGUUGGACCUGAGAGGAAGUGGCAGGGCUGGGCGCCCUUCAGUGAUUGGUUUCGCUAUGAGCUCUUGUCAAGGCAUCCUGGGAGUUGCUGGGUAGAUGCUGAUAGCUUCAGCUUGCAAAACCUUGGGCAGCUGAAUCUGCAGGCGUCGCUGCUUUGUGCCACCGAAAAGCACCGCAAUGACCGUCGCACCAUCGGUGCAGCACAGGUCGUGGAGGGUGGCUGGUCAUUGCCGCCUACCACGCUUCGGGGCUUCCACUCCUGGGCUGCCAAGGCGACCUCAGAUCAGCCAGGCUGCAUGUGUCUUGUCACCAACAACUUCCUCUUCGCGCCUACUCGCUGUGAAGCUUGCUACGAGGGCAAGACCAAAACGCGCGUCGCGCCUCUUUGCUCUCCAAAGUGUGGACGGUGCUGGGCGCAACGAACUUUGCAAAGCUUGGCCGAGCAAAUGAGGAGCGUUCUGGAACGAGGUGGGCGGGGCAUUGUGGGGACCCACGGAAUGAAGCUGCUGCAACGUGCCGUGCGGCAGGGCGGCCCUGAGUUGGUGCAGCUCUUGCAUUGGUCAAAGUUCAAUCCCGUGGAGGCCACAGAAGCCCGUCGGAUGCAUCAAAUCCUCGAGGGGCAGGAGCCGUAUCCUGGCAACGCGUACAGCCUGCACAUCUUUCGCCAGGUACGUGACGAGUGGGCUAAGUUGGGCUACGUGCCCGCAAACGAGUUUCGCGUGGCAUCAAGAGGUUGGGCCCGGCCAAAGAUGACCUUGCUCGUUCCACAAGGCCCCAAGCGGAGCUUCUUGUCAAUGUUGAUAGCUUCUCGCAGGGCCAAGGAGACCAAAGAAGUUUCUGAACUGCUGGAAGAGGCUCUAGAGGUCAAGAAGGCAAAGAAGCAAAGUCAACAGAAAAGAGAACUUGCUCUAUUUUGCUUUUUUGUAUCCUUUUGUGCUUGGGAAGAGGGGCUCCAGAAGUCCAUGAGAAGAGUGGUGUGACGAUUGGUUUCUAGGUCUUUGGCAAGAUGAGGGCUGUGAUGCAGAGAUGAUCGAAGAGCUUU